Messenger RNA from Linum tenue, 1523 nucleotides. NCBI's taxonomy places the organism in Eukaryota, Viridiplantae, Streptophyta, Magnoliopsida, Malpighiales, Linaceae. The record is from the annotation of a GenBank genome assembly.
AUGGAGACACAAAUGCAGAAUAUGUUCCUGGUGCAGUACACUUUCUGCAGUAUACAAAAUGCAGAGGAGGAUCGCGUCACCGAAUGCUGUUCGAGGGAGAAGAAGAUGCAAAACAACCAGACUCUUGAACAUGCUGAGCUUAUGAAGCUUGUCGAUCCACCAAGUUCUCGUUAUGCUACGUAUAUUGCCACAAUUGGGACUGCUUUUGUUUUAGGAUUUGUGAAUUUCUCGGCAGCUGCAGCUGGUCAUGGAGUCUGCAGAUCAGUGGUUGAGCCAGAAGGCUAUAGCUGUUCAGAACACAAGGUGACUACAAAAGAUGGUUACAUCCUUGGCAUGCAGAGACUUGCUAGCAAGUCUGGUGGCCGUUCCAGAAAGCCUGUUCUUCUACAACAUGGGCUGUUCAUGGAUGGAAUGACAUGGUUUCUACUACCUCCAGGCCAGAGUCUGGCAUUCCUCUUGGGAGAUAACGGCUAUGAUGUCUGGAUCACCCAUGGCCGUGGGUCCAAGUACAGCCGAGGCCAUGUAUCUUAUGAUCUAGAUGACAGAGCUUAUUGGGAUUGGUCAUGGGAUGAAUUGGCAGCACUGGAUCUUCCUGCCACGGUUGAUUAUAUCUAUAACCAGACAAAACAGAAGAUGCACUAUGUUGGCCACUCCCAGGGAAAUCUGAUAGCUCUUGCAGCUGUUUCAAAAGGCCAUCUUGUCAACAAGUUGACUUCAGUUACUUUGCUUUGUCCCAUUGCUUAUAUGCACCACAUGUCAUCACUCCUCAUGAGAGGAUCUAUUGAUCUCUUCUUCGCCGAGGGAUUUUAUUGGCUGAAAAUUAAGGAAUUUGAUCCAAAUGGGGGUCCUGCUCAGAAGUUUCUUGAAAAAAUGUGCAAGCUGCAAUUUGUGGACUGCAACAACUUGAUGACUGCAUUGUCAGGGAAGAACUGCUGUCUGAAACCUUCUGCAAUGGAUUCUUUCAUGGAAAAUGAGCCUCAACCCACAUCUACAAAGAACUUGCUCCAUCUUUCUCAGAUGGUGAGACGAGGGACAAUAGCAAUGUAUGAUUACGACAAUGAAGAUCAAAAUGUGAAGCGUUAUGGGCAGCCUACUCCUCCAGUGUACGACAUAACCCAAAUUCCUAAGGACUUGCCUCUAUAUCUCACUUAUGGAAGCACAGAUGCCAUUACUUCUGCUAAAGACGUGCAAAUCUUGCUGAGAAGCUUGAAGGAUCACAUGGGAGACAAACUUGUGUCUCAGUUCAUCGACAACUAUGCUCAUGCAGACUAUGUCAUGGCUGAUAAUGCUAGGGAAAAGGUUUAUGAGCCUCUGCUGGGUUUUCUUAAACUGUAUAAUUGAAAGGUGAAGAACUUAAGGUCCUUUUGUUAAGUCUUCCAAUUGGGAGACAAAUUUAUCUUGUGUUGUCAUUACAAUUCUGUUGUAUUUCAUUAAUUGUAACACCAAUAUAAUAAAAGGAAACUUUACUUACCUACGAGACUGAGAUCAAGAUGUUCAUUGUUUUGAUGAGUUUGAAUGAGAGG